GAAACCAGAGCCGAAGACGCUGCACGUUGAGAAGACAGACCGGAAAAAUUUGUCGGUAGAGCAGAAAGAGAAAUUAGCAGAAAAGAAGUUAAAGCUAGAUCAGAAAGAAAAAUUGGAACGCAAAACGCUCCAGGUGGAUAAAAAAGAGAAGGCAGUACAGAAUUCUCCACAGGUAGAGCAGAAAGAUAAGUCAGGGCACAAUAUGUUGCAGGCAGAGCAGAAAGAAAAGUCUGAACAGAAGAUGUUGCUGGUGGAUAAAAAAGAGAAGGUAGAACAGGAGGAGGUACAGCAGAAAGAGAAGCCAGAACAGAAGACCUUGCAGGCAGAGCAGAAAGAGAAGUCUAAUAAGAUGGUAUUGCAGGUGAAACAAAAAUUGAAGUCUAAGGAGCAGACAAAACGUCGAUAUCAUAGUCAGUACUUGGAAUGGUCGUACGAAGCGAUUUCGCAGUCGGAGAAAACGUCACAGCUGAAACAGAUCUCGCAGCCAAUAAAAUCGCAAACAGAGAGAUCGAAGUAUGAGAUAAAACCUCUGCUAACAAAUUGUCAGACGGAGAAACUAAAGCCAGAGAGCUUACAUCUGGAAUUCUUAAAAGAACAGACAAUUCAAGUGAUGCGUUCAGAGCCAGAGAAGUCACAGAAGGAGAUGUGUCUUCAAGCAGACUUGCAGCCAAAGCGUGAGAAGCGAACCCAAGCGAAACACAAGGUACAGCUGCAAAUGAACUCGAAGCUGACGGUGUUGGACUCGGACAUUCCGCGCGCGCUCAAGACUAGGUCACAUACAGAGCCGACUUUGAAGAAUGUCAACGAAUCACAGCGCAAAGCCAAGUCACAGAAUAACUUGCCACUGGAUCCGGAUCAGAAUCAGGAAACGAAGUCGUCUGGGACUUCAUCGCAUCACAGCCAUGGAAGUCGAACUGUCGCUGAAUUGGGGCAGUGGAACAGCGCUGAGAUCGUAGCGCAUAGCACGCUGCUCUCCAUGCAGGAGCAGAUGGCCAAGCGAGACAGCAAUAAUUCAUCGCCCUUGUCGUCGCCCUUCCACGCCUGGCUGGCUGCCAAAAAGGAGAAGCAGGAUCAGCUGAAAAGGGAGCGCCGUCUCUCAACAGAGCUGGAAGAGCAACGUGCUAAGGAGCGCACGCGUCUCGCCCAGCUGAACUAUGAGCUUUGGAUCAAGAAUAAGAACUCUCAGCUGCGACGGGCCAAGUCGGAUGUGAGCUCCGGUCAGCUGACAACCCAUUCGCGUCAGUCGCUGCCAGCCUCCGAAGCGCAACGCCGUCUCAUCGAAUGGGAGCGCGAAAAGCUGGCCGAGCUCAGGGAGCAGCGGCUGAAGCGUGAGGCCUACAUCGAACGGCAAAAUCAACUCGAGACGGCGCGCCGCGAAAUGAGCGCCGAGGCCUUUGAGCAAUGGGUCCUGGCCUCUCGCAACAAGCCGAAGCCCGUGCCCAUGGGCAAGGGCCUUGACUCGCUGCGCGGCACUACCGCGCCCCUCUUCACGAACCCCAACGAAUGGAAAUCGGUGCAUGGGCCCAUCGUCAAGAAGCCGCAGAAUCCGCCGCCGCAGCCGCGUCCGAAGCGCCCGGGGCCCGACUACGAGCGUCUCGAGCGUCUGGCUCAGCCGCGACGCACGGUCUGCAAGCAGAGCCCCAAUGUGCGGCCAGAGCCCCUGAAGCUGAGCAGCUCCCUGGACAGCUGCCUGUUGCGUCCGCAGCGCACGUCCAUGAUCUGGAACAAGGACAAUGCACAGCGCGUGCGCGAAAUGAAGCGGCACACAUCGCCGGACGGGGCGCAGCUGGAGCUGCACGACGAUCAAGUGGAGCAGCUGCGCCAGCAGCAGGACCAGCAGGACAGCAAGAUUCUGCCGAAAAAGUUUCAGGACAAGCGCGAGAAGCUGCGCCUCCGGCUCAAGGACUGGCUCGCAGAGGGCAAGGCGCUGCCCGAGCGCAGCCGCAACAACAGCUGCACCGACAUCAACUACGAGCUGAAGCAGGAGCAGAAGCAUGAGCUCAAGCAGCAGCAGCGUCGCGCCGUUUUCGCCGAAGAGGCGGCCCUGGUGCAACGCCGUCGAGUCGUCUUCAAUGAGACGCGCAUUCUACGCUCCGACGAGCAUCUGCUGUCGGCGGCCAACAAAUCGAAUAAGCCGCUGCAGCGAGCACGCAGCAUCGAGCCCAGACAUUUACUCAAGUCGAAGGAACCUCAGAAAGUGAAGCCAUGGCGUUAGAUUUCGGUUCAGGUUUGCUUAGAACGCCCUGAAGGCCCUUUCCUC
Messenger RNA from Drosophila navojoa, 2260 nucleotides. RefSeq lists its product as uncharacterized. The record is from RefSeq and is a predicted model, not a curated record. NCBI's taxonomy places the organism in Eukaryota, Metazoa, Arthropoda, Insecta, Diptera, Drosophilidae.